Acanthopagrus latus (yellowfin seabream) is the source of this 2086-nucleotide messenger RNA. It is a transcript of the gene miso1, whose product is annotated as c18h3orf33 homolog (H. sapiens). Lineage: Eukaryota; Metazoa; Chordata; Actinopteri; Spariformes; Sparidae. The record is from RefSeq and is a predicted model, not a curated record. Bases 235 to 1011 code for a protein of 258 amino acids. The transcript has 6 exons.
UGCAGAUAUGAAGUUAUCUGGGUCAACCUGCGGUGACAAAGAUGAUCCCAGCACGUGUUUAUUGGGUUAAUAGAUUGAUCCCGUCCCUCAGCGCAUAUUUGAGGACGCACUCCAGCGGCCCUCCUGUCAUGUCCACAGUGAACCACAGGGCGGAGACCUUACACAACGGCUCCCCUCGCAGGUCCCUCCCAGACGGGCGGAGCGUCGGACGAGCGUCGAGAAAAUGUCAACAACAUGCCGGAGCUUUCCUCAGAAACAGAAACCGAAGCGGGCAGCAGCGACAGACAACAAAGAGAUCGCGGCACCGCGUCAUCCCGCAACGUCGUGUCUCUAAUAUCUCAACUGGCAGAUGAUAAUCUGACACUCGUGCGGAACAUAAGCACCGGGCUGGCGGUGGUCGGUGUUGUUGUGAUAGCGAGGAGUAUCAGACUGAUCACCAGAUUUCGAGCUGCGUCAGAGAUCCCUGCUCGCUUCAUCGAGAGGAACGUCAGUCUUCGUGGGAAAGUUCACUCAGUCACAGAGAGAGGAGUCGAGGUGGAGCAUGUUCCUAUUUACCUGCCGGUCAUCUCUCCGUUACUGUCCAAACACAAAGGUGCACUCACGUCCCCGAUGCUGGUGCAUCUUGCUGGGGUGGAGUUGACUCCAGAGGGCAGGGUCUGGCUACAGAAGAACCUGACUCCUGCCCAAACAGUCUGGCUAAAACUUAUCAGCAGAGAGGAUGACGCACUGCACUGUCUGGUGUCUCAAAGCAGGCAGGGGUCCAUGUGGAGCUACUGUAUAAACGAAGAGGUCCUCAGACUGGGUCUGGCUCGCACUGCGCCCAUUGUCGGAGUCCUGCCUGACUGUCGCCUCUACUGGCGUCUCCACAAACGGCUGCACAGGGCAGAGGUCAGGGCGGAGAGGAAGGGGCGGGGACUGUGGAAGGAGGACAGCCUGUGGGAGAGGGCCUCCAAGGCUGUGAGGGACAGCGCUCUGUUCAGACUGAUGAGGAGGAUCUUUAAGAGGACGUGAUACACUAAGUGACUGACUGCUCCGAGACAGAGCUUUGAAAUGAGACAGGACACAGCCUGUGUUGUUCAUAUGGUACAGCUGUUGUUGCCACGGUACUUUGUGACACAUUUAAAAAGAGUCUAAAAGUCUUUAAAAGUGCCGUUUAUUACUAUUCUGUUAUGUGUGAUGAAAUCAAUCACAUUUCCCCCGUUAUUACAAAAUACAUGCUUUAAUUUCUGUUUAUCAUUCCUUGUUGCACCUGUUGCAAAGCCUCAUGGUUAAUCUUGACAGUUUUUCGCUGUCUUUAGAAGUUUGAAAUGAUUAAAAAAAAAAAAAGCUUGUUAAAGACUCUCUGAUUCUAAUCCCUCGGCUUUCACUUACCCCACUAAACUACAGCUUAAACCCAGCCUCCUCUGCCGGUGUGUGUGUGUGUGUGUGUGUGUGUGUGUGUGUGUGUUUGUGUGUGGGACACCCCACUGAACACAAGACGGGGGCGGGGUAUGUUAAUGAUGUUCAAAAUGGAGAGGGGGGUCCGCUUGUCCCUCCCUGAGAUCACUGUUGCUAUAGAAACACCAAAUGUGAAAUACAAAGCGAAGCAAAGGGUGAACACUAUAUUGGCCGCCCCCAAACCCCACAGGAGCCUUGCAUGUUGUGUGUAUGUGUGGGGGUCUUUAAGUGCCCGUAAAGAGGACCCUCUCAGCUGUAAUGUGACCACGACAUCUGAGCGUUUAGGCACUGAAGAAGAAGGGAGGAGACCGGGCCUGUGAACUGGCUUUGAUUCGUGGUUUUUAUCGUUGAAAAUGAAUGAAAACAGACGCAUGAAUUAAAAUUUUUAUCAGUUGUUUGGGUUCCGAUGGGUGACACAUCAACCCACUGCUGAAGAGGAAGGAUUAUGCUCAUGUGAUUGUCAUAUUGUUUGCAGAGCAAGUCCACUGCUAAACUUACCCCACCCUCAUCCAAGCAAGGCAAAGGAAGAAGAAGAGGAGGAGGAGGAGGAGCAGGAGGGCCUGCAAACGAGGCCAGCCUGUGAUGUGUGUCCUCUGGGGUGCAGGGUGAGGGGGUCUCGGUGCACUGAGAGGUAGCACUGAAGCACUCA